CGCGGAGCAUCCGUCUUCUCCAUCCCGGGAGGGAAUAGAGAGCCAUUUGCUGACAUUUGCGAGCCAAACUCUGGACUGACCGUACGGGUUUGGAAGAGCAGUUUUCUGUCACUCCGAAAAAUCGGCAGUGGGCUGCCCAAAGGAACCAAAGGGAUUGAUCACAUCCCUGACAUUCCUUUUUUUUUGGAGUUUGUCCCACUUACUUUGACGGUGGUUUUUGAUCACAAAACACCAUGAGCUCACGUCAGCGAAAGCGCCCUGGAGGAGCAAUUGAUUCCAGACCAGCUCGGAAACGGAGCAGGCUGCUGCCCUCCAGUGCAGGUGGGACUUCGCAGACGGAGCCAAGAGACCUUGAGGAAAGUGCUACACCCGCUUUUGAGCCUGAAGUCAUAGAUCUCACAGGUGAAGACACCAUAGAUCUCACAGGCGAAGAUGUCAUAGAGCUCAGAGUUGAAGAUGUCAUAGAUCUCACAGGUGAAGAUGCUGUAGAUCUCCCAGGUGAAGAUGUCAUAGAUCUCACAGGUGAAGAAGAAGUCAUAGAUCUCACAGGUGAAGACGCCGUAGAUCUCCGAGGUGAAGAUGUCAUAGAUCUCACAGGCGAAGACGUCAUAGAUCUCACAGGUGAAGAAGUCAUAGAUCUCACAGGUGAAGAAGAAGUCAUAGAUCUCACAGGUGAAGACGUCGUAGAUCUCACAGGUGAAGAAGUCAUCAUAGAUCUCACAGGUGAAGACGUCGUAGAUCUCACAGGUGAAGAAGUCAUAGAUCUCACAGGCGAAGACGUCGUAGAUCUCACAGAUGAAUCUUUGGAGCCUGAAGUCAUCAUUAUCAGUGACGAUGAAUCUCCUAUGGACAGGGAGCAGAGCCAGCAGCAGCUGCAUCUUUCCAGAGCAUCAGCCGAGCCACUGGCAAGGGAUGAUGAAGAAGAACCAAGAGACAUUGAUGGUUCCGCUCUCUCUAGUGAUUGGCUGCUAUUUGAUUUCGAUCUUCCAUAUUGGUCAGAUGAGGACUCAGAGGACAGGGAGCAGAACCAGCAGCACCCACAUGUUUCCAGUGCAUCAGGGAAUUCAGCUGAUCUACUGGCAAGUGAUGAUGAAGAGGAACCAAGAGAGGUUGAUGGUGCGUGGCCAGCAGGUCCUGCUAGUCCUCUGGCUGAGGAGAAUGAGGACUCAGAGGACUGGGAGCCCCCACAUUUUUUCAGAACAGCAGAGAAUUCAGCUGAGCUACCUGCAAGGGAUACUGAAGAGGAACCAAGAGAUAAUCAAGGCAGAUGGCCAGACGGUGUAUACGUUGCUCUGCUUCCGGUGUAUUAUUACCCAGGGUGGUGGUAUUUGCAGCAACAGCUACAUUUCGUCAGAGCAGUGCUAGCGAUGGGGAACAAUGAAGAGGAACAAAGAGAUAAUGAUGAGGCACAGCCAGCAGGUCCUGCCAGUCCUCCAGCUAGUGAGGAUGAGGUCUCAGAGCUUCUUGAAGUGCAUGGACAGGAAAGGAGAAAUGUUACACUGAACAGCCAGGAGCAGGUGGCUGGCUCUGGUAAUGGAGCAGGAGCUAAUGAUGUACCUGUGGCUGACUUAGCCCCUGCAGAACAGGGAGCAGAGGAGGAGGACACUGAAAGUUCAGAUGCACAGCAAGGAGUUGUCAUUAGGUGUCCGAUUUGCAUGGAAUAUUACGCAGAGUUUGUGCGACGUGGACGACAGCUUGUGGCAGCCCUGUGUGGCCAUGUCUUCUGCAGUAGAUGCCUCCCUAUUGCCCUUGAGGCUUCUCACAUGUGCCCAGUCUGCAGAAUGGACCUCGAUCCAGAGCUAUACCAUCACAUUUAUUUAUGAGUGCUUCUGCUUCUCAGGACAGACUGAGAUGGAUCUUGGACAACAGGCGGUGUAGAGACCUGUUUCUUUACGUAUAUAGUUCUUCCUGUAUAUAGUUUCAUUUUUGCUGAAUUCAAUUUAAAUAAAGUUUUGAUUGAUUUAAA
Molecule: messenger RNA, 1966 nt
Organism: Vidua macroura (Pin-tailed whydah)
Lineage: Eukaryota; Metazoa; Chordata; Aves; Passeriformes; Viduidae
Exons: 17
Coding region: 234-1823 (529 amino acids)
Source: RefSeq, a predicted model, not a curated record